GCAUUCCGAGUGUUUAUAUCGUCAUGGAUGAGCAAGAAGUAGUCAGUGGCGAAAAUAAAGCUCUCCGGUCUCUAAAUUCUGAUGUCCAAACCCACGUUAAUUUUAUUAACAGGUCGACACGAAGCGCCCGAGCAUGGUGGUUGGAUUUUUCCGGACAUCCAGUUUCAUAUGGCGAUAUACGACCGAGCGGGUUAUUACAUAUGGACACAUUUCUGACGCAUCCGUGGGUUUUCAGAGCCUCUCCAAAUGGGGCGAAACUUGUAGCUGAUCAGCAGGACGUUUAUAUGCCAGCAGCUGCCACCGAAUAUGAAGAGGACGGUAGCCCCAAGUUUCUGAAUGUCGUCCUAACUGCCCCAGUGUACUCUCUCCAGGAGUUGUGUCUGAUGCUAAUCCGUAAACUGGUAGAAGAGGAGGACUACGGCAGACUGGACAUCCCUGAGUCACUGAAGACAGACCUCAGACAACGGCCUGACCUACUGAAGGAGCUGGGGCUCAUCAACCGUCUCAGAAUAGGAGUGUUGAUUUAGGAUCAGUUGUGUCAUUUAGAUCACAGUGAAUCAGAUGACAUGGACAGGGGGACCUGAUCCUAGAUCAUCACUCCUACUGUGAGAAGCGUUAUGCAUACAGGCCCUGAAUCAUGGACUUUCUGUUGACCAAAUGUAUCCUUUAUUUUCCCCUCCUCUGGACUCUUUGGUGUCUCUAGAACAGUGGUAGUCAGAGUCGGGGGAACUGCAGUGGGGUCGCCAAUUAAGAGUACAUAUUAUUGUAUGAGACAAAAAAAAAUUAUGUUUUUGAGAAAGAUAAUACAAAAAUAUAUAUGUUUAUUGAAUAAAUGUAUUUCAUUUUGAUAAGAGAUUAAAAUGCAAUGAAUUUAAGGUUAUUUGUUGAUGUAAACAUUUUAAUGUAUCUAUCGUGUCAUUAGAUUUGGGGUGGGGGUCGCAAUAAAUUCUUGAGGAAAAAAUGGGGUCCCCACAGAAACAGUUUGAAUACCACUGGCUUAGAACAUUUGAAUGGAACUUAUCCCUGCCCUGAACUUGUUGGUGACUCAAGAAUGUGUUCACAAGAUAUGUAAGCUUAGAGCAUUGAAUGAAAAUUGUCCCUACCCUGAACUCAUUGGUAACUCAAUAAUGUGAUCACAAGAUAUGUAAGUUUAGAGCAUUUGAAUGAAACUUGUCCCUACCCUGAACUCGUUGGUGACUCUAUAAUGUGUUCACAAGAUAUGUAAACUUAGAGCAUUUGAAUGAAACUUGUCCCUACCGUGAACUCAUUGGUGACUCAAUAAUGUGUUCA
Coregonus clupeaformis (lake whitefish) is the source of this 1290-nucleotide messenger RNA. RefSeq names its product von Hippel-Lindau disease tumor suppressor. The transcript has 3 exons. Bases 24 to 527 code for a protein of 167 amino acids. The record is from RefSeq and is a predicted model, not a curated record. Lineage: Eukaryota; Metazoa; Chordata; Actinopteri; Salmoniformes; Salmonidae.